UAAUGCCUGCCUUCUCCUCCUCGCUCUUCACACCCUCUCAUCGGAAUACAUAACAUCUGUCUCUUCGUUUAUGCAACUCACAAGUGUCUCGCAAUGCACAAAUCCACUUCCCCCCAACGAGAAUAAUGUGCUCGAUUUUCGCACAAUCCUGACCCAAUACGAAGGAUUUACAUUUGAAACUGUUCUCUUCGGACAAGCUUACAUUUUGGCUGGAAAAAGUUGAGUUGGUGGGAUAGAGAUUGCUCCGAGUGUUGUUUGAAGAGUAGACAGAGGAUGCCAAGGCCUGGAGCCAGACCAUAUGAAUGUAUUCGCAGAGCAUGGCAUGGUGAUGACCACCUCAUCCUCAGAGGCACCUUGAUACAGGAGAUUUUCAGGGUUGUCAAUGAGAUUCAUUGUCCAACAACAAGGAAAAAGAAAGAAUGGCAAGAGAAAUUGCCUAUGGUGGUUCUAAGAGCGGAGGAUAUUCUCUACUCCAAAGCAAAUUCAGAGGCAGAGUACAUGGACCUUAAAACUUUGCGUUCUCGUCUAAAUGAUUCCAUAAAUACCAUGAUACGGAGAGAUGUGAGUACCGAAGGUGGUCAAUUUUUGGAACCCUGCGUGGAAGCGGCUUUAUCACUGGGAUGCCUUCCAAGAAAGGGCAGUCGAGGGCAAAGGCAUAAUUCGCGCUCCUCUGAAGGUGGCAAUCAGAAACCAACAAUGGCUUCCUCACCACCUGCCAUGGGCAAUUCUAGUAACUACAAAUAUUCAGAGGAGGAAAUUAGGCUCCAGAGGAAUGGUGUUCAUCUUUCUGCAGUAAACCCUGCAUACCAUUUCUUAGAUUCUCAACGCUAUAUUUUAGCCUCUAUUCCUUCUCCACUUGUCUGUCCAGGUUCACUGCUUUGUUCUCCUAGUGUUAUCACUGUUCCUUCACAAAAUGGGUCACACCUCUUCAGCCCUAGUCUACAUAACAGAAGCCACAUUGAGACAUUGUUGAAUUUCAACCAAGGAGCAAUUCCUGCAGAAUGUUGUGCUCAGUUUUAUGAGCAAACAUAUGCAGGCACCAUCCAAGGAGGAGGGCAAGUGCAGCUGCCUCUGCCCCAACUAGGAACAAGAAGAACAGAGACCGGACCUAUUUCUAUGCCCUUGUGUUGCCCCCAGCUUUCCACGUCUACAAUUAAUGCAAUAUCUACUACAAGAGGCAUCCCUUCAUCAUAUAUGAUGAAUGUUGCUUCAAUUGCUUCAUCCUCUGGUGAAGGCACAUCAAGCUCUGCUACAUCUGCUGUUUGUUUUGUCCAUCCAGAUUUAAACUCUCAAAUUCAAGUCCCUUGUUUCAGUUCCCAGAUGAGAUGUCUCCCACAAACAGAUCCUGCAACGGAGGUAGCAGCAGUCCUCGCCUUGGAUGAACAAAAACCCAAUAUGCAUCCUCCAAGCAGACACCUACAGACUGUAACAGGGUAUACACCUACGGAGGAAAUAAGUUCAGAACAAGCACUAAACACCCAUGAUCUACAAUUACGCCUUGGGCCACCUGGAAACACAAACACUUUCUCCACCAUUGCUUAUAAAGAUCCAUGUUCCAACAAUGCCUGGACUCAAAGAGCAAAUUGAACACCGCUAAGCAAGAAUCCAAGACAAAUGACAAACUUGGCUUUCUUUCUUCCAUGAAAAAUCAGCAACCCUUCUCUAACUCUGCUCGGAGAAAGAGUUCAGUUAGAGGAGUUGUACAACAAGUGAAGGCCGCACGAUCAAACCAAGCAAUUUUGCAAUGCUCUGGAAGAGAAUUUCUGUUAAGUGGCAAUUUGCUUGAUCAUUUGGACAUAUGUGCACUGUAUUGUUGUGGAUAUACUAUAAAUGACAGAAGGUGAAAACUGUUGUAUCUGCUCUGUAAAAACUUAAAACGGUGAUAUUGCAGUCCAAUAUUUCUGAGAUCCAGAGUUCAACUUCCUCUAAAUACAUUUGUGUCAGUUCAGCUAUUGAGAUUACUUUGGCCAGUGAUUGUUUUAUCCUGUCAUAAACAAAAUGUGUUUGGGGAAGCAGAUGCUUGAUCAAGUUCUCUCGUCUUCGGCUCUUUAAGUCUCUUCUAAGUUUGCCAGCUUAGCAUGUAAAUUUCUCCUAAGCCGGCUUACAAAUUCAACGCU
Molecule: messenger RNA, 2117 nt
Organism: Cryptomeria japonica (Japanese cedar)
Lineage: Eukaryota; Viridiplantae; Streptophyta; Pinopsida; Cupressales; Cupressaceae
Exons: 4
Coding region: 274-1587 (437 amino acids)
Source: RefSeq, a predicted model, not a curated record